AUGGCUGCUUCGGCGGCCCAGAAUCCCGACAUGGCACCGGCGAGGCCCAUUCGGAUCGUCGACUUAUCUCAGAGCCGAGAGAGCCACUUUCUGCGUCUCAUGAAUGUCAGCUUCUUCGAGGUUCUCCCGCAAUACUUAGCCCUAAGCUACUGUUGGGGUGGCUACCAGGCGCCCAAGUGCGCUAGGUCGAACCGGAUGAGCUUGGAGCAAGAGAUCCCGUUCGCAGAUCUGCCGCUGACGCUCCGAGACGCCGUGCGCGUCGCGGUGCAACUCGACAUCCCCCCCGAGCCUAUCGACGCGCGAGGCUGGACGCUACAGGAGCGACUCCUGUCGCCGCGGACCAUCGAGUACGGAACAUGGCAGACACGCUACAUCUGCCAGGAGUCGGCAUACAAGCGUGACUACACGGACGGGUGGCGCCGCGAUGCCGACUACAACCACCAGCACAAAGACACGCUCGACCUCGAGCCUCUAUUACACUGGGAUCAGGUCCUGCGGACCUACACCAGCCGCCAGCUGACCAGGUCGACGGACCGUCCGCUGGCUAUAUCAGGAAUUGCGGAGAGAUUUGCCUCGAUCCUUAACAUCGACGGUGUCGGCAGCUGCUACGUUGCCGGCUUGUGGAAGCCGUUCCUGUACUACGGGUCGAUGUGGCACAUUGACCGCGACGCCAUCGCUCCGCGCCCGGUCGAGUUCCAGGCACCAGCCUCCUCUUUCGGGGUCGCGGGGGGAGCAGCGGGAAGAAAUACUAGAAACGCCGCUUCCGUCAUGGUUCUGGAGGUCCAGCACUACACGGCCGGCGCCUCUUGGGGCUGCUGCGGCCGAGUGCUGCGGCGCGCCAAGUGCACGCCGUCCGACAACCCGUUCGAGGGUUCUGUUUUUAGGCGGGUGGGCACGUUCGAGUACGCGACGCACCGCGAGGGACAGCGGACGGGCGAGAGCUGGGACGAGUGGGAGAGGCGCAUCGAGACCGACUUUUCCUGGUUCAAGAACACUGAGCCGAGGGAGAUUGAGAUCUUGUAA
Lasiosphaeria miniovina is the source of this 1023-nucleotide messenger RNA. RefSeq lists its product as uncharacterized. The coding region runs from base 1 to 1023 and encodes 340 amino acids. NCBI's taxonomy places the organism in Eukaryota, Fungi, Ascomycota, Sordariomycetes, Sordariales, Lasiosphaeriaceae. The transcript has 4 exons. The record is from RefSeq and is a predicted model, not a curated record.